GCAACAGCAACCAUCUAGACAUACCAUAACUAUGCAAUUACGAAAAAUGGCAUUCGGAAAUGUGGACGUGCGUUUGAUUUACGAGCAGUAGCCUGGAGUGAGGAAUACUGGCGUUUGAAAGGACGACAACGUGGGAUUUUUCUUCCGGGAUUGAUCAGGUUCUGCCAGCCAGUCUCCGGUUGACAAGCUUUAUAAAAUGAUCCAGCCUCCAUAAUAACCAGCUAUCUGAUAAUCCCAAAGUUUACUGUGAAGAUAAAUUUGUAAGAUGUCCACGGCAGCAGAGGAAAAAGAGCUUCAGGAGAGGCUGAGGGAAGCUGCUGCUUUGGGGGAUAUUGAAGAAGUUCAGCGAUUGGUGGAAUUUGGCGUGAAUGUUAACUCUCAAAAUGAAAUCAAUGGCUGGACUUGUUUGCAUUGGGCCUCCAAACGGAACCAUGCUGAAGUGGUAUCAUACCUUCUCAGUGCUGGAGCUGAUAAGGAAAUCCUCACAGUUAAAGAAGAAAGACCAGCCCAGUUGACAUCCAAGAGGGAAAUCAGGAAGAUGCUGGGAGCAGAAGAUGAUGAUGAACUGCCGGACGUGAAGAAAGACUCUGCGUUGCCCAUUAUCCCCAGCUACUUAGCUAACCCGCCUUUCCCUUAUGUGUAUAACUCCAUGAGCAGCAGCACUACCAGCAUCUCCUCUUCCUCUCCGAAUGGAAGACUUUCCCCUUCUUCUGAACAGCACAAUGAGGAUUGCCUCGUGUCUUUACCUCAAGUCCAGGUGCCUGGCACUGCCAUGUCGCAACGUGAAAAGUCUCCUCCUGUUGGGGACACACCUGGAUCAUCCCAGGCAGAAUGCCCAGAGCCUGCAAUACAGAACGGUCACCUUCCCCAAAUGCCUGUUCCUCCAAGCAGGACUCUCUCCACUCCAGCUAAACCUAAACAGCCUGAAGCUCAGCAAAAAAAUGGCUGUUGUGCUGCACCUGUCCCAGGAUUUCAGCCCUUUUUCUUCACUGGAGCAUUUCCCGUCAGUAGUAUGCAAGAACUGGUGCUAAAGGUCAGAAUUCAGAACCGCACUCUUAAAGAGAAUGACUUCAUUGAAAUUGAACUGGACCGACAAGAACUGACUUACAACGAACUGCUCCGAGUGAGCUGCUGUGAACUGGGGGUGAAUCCAGAACAUGUGGAGAAAAUUAGGAAGCUUCCCAAUACAGUAUUAAGGAAGGACAAAGAUGUUGCAAGACUUCAGGAUUUCCAGGAACUGGAGCUGGUUCUAAUGAUGAGUGAUAACGACUUUCUGUUCAGAAAUGCUGCACCAACAUUGACUGAAAGGCCUUGUUAUAACAAGAAAGCAUCAAAGUUGACUUACUAACUAUUUAAACGUA
Messenger RNA from Gekko japonicus, 1361 nucleotides. It is a transcript of the gene ANKRD40, whose product is annotated as ankyrin repeat domain 40. Gene Ontology annotation, molecular function: protein binding. The record is from RefSeq and is a predicted model, not a curated record. NCBI's taxonomy places the organism in Eukaryota, Metazoa, Chordata, Lepidosauria, Squamata, Gekkonidae. The coding region runs from base 266 to 1348 and encodes 360 amino acids. The transcript has 5 exons.